GCUGACUUCGAUUUUUUUGAAUGGUCACAUAUCAAAUAGUCAAUUUGUUUAAUUGCUUUUAUUGAAUUAACCAAAUAAUACUAAAUGGUUCGAUCAAAAAAAAAUCCAUCAUCUAAUAAAUCAUUAAAGAACGUGCAUCCAUCACAGUUCAAUAGUUCCAGAAGAAAUGUCAAUAAUUUCAAUGGGUGUACAACGGACUUAGAUGUGCAAAAUCACAAUACGAUUACAAAUUCCAUGACACAUAAUACAGUAAACAUGAACAAUCAAAACCAUAUCACUAUGCCUAAUCUUGUGACACAGAGAUUAGCGAGUCUGAAGAGCCAAAAUUUUAAUACAAUGCUAAAUGUCUCACAGAAUGCAACAAACCCGAAUAAACAAGAACAUAACAUGAUGCCAAAUCUAGUGGCACAGAGUUUAUCGAAUUUGAAUAGACAAAACUUUAGUAUUAUGCUAAAUUCUAUGUCACAGAAUACAGCUAAUAUGAAUAAACUAGACCAUAAUAUAAUGUCAAAUCAUAUGACACAGAGUAUAGCGAACAUGGAUAAACAAGACCAUAACAUCUUGCCAAAUCUUGUGACACAGAGUUUACUGAAUUUGAAUAGGCAAAGCCAUAAUAUGAUGCCAAAUGCUGUGACACAAUUGCCACAAUGGAAUUCUCAAAUUACCAUGAGCGACAUAUUGAAUAACUAUGUUGGUGGUCCAAAUUCAGAUAACAGUCUGUUCACAUCUGGCCAUGAUUUGUCCCCACAAUCCGAUUUUCAACCGACAUUUGACUGCAAUCAAAUCAACAGCAAUAAUGGUGUACAUCCUCCUAUAGAUCAAUCUAACUUUCCUCUCAUCAAUGAACAAAAUUUAUCUGUCAAUGGACCAAGAGAUAAUAUUGGUAGCCAAUAUUCUAACACUGUGCCCAUAGGGAGACCUUAUGGUAAACAUUCACUGUUCAAAAAAUAUGAUCAUUACUUUAGUUUCAAAGUGAUGAAAACUUCAAAUUCAGAGACAAGUGAAUUUAAAAUGCAGAAUAAAGAUUUUCCAGCAUUGCCUGGUACUCAAAUGCGAAUGCACAAUGUUGCUAAUACUCCACCUACUAUGGUAGAUUCAAACCAACAGUGGAGUAAUUCAAACACUGGAUCUAAAUUGUUAAAUAAGCUUAAAAUGGAUCAAUUUAUCGAUCAUAGUUCAAGCCGAAGCCAUUUAGAUAUAGAUUUUCAUAUGAAUGGUAGUACUCUACCAAAACUUGGAGUUCAAACAUCGCUUGAUGAUGGUAAAGUUACUAACAUACCUAGCAGUAUGCUGCGUGAUCAAUUUGGAAUUAUUGGUCAACUGGUUACUAUGAGAGCUGCCGAAUAUGAUCCUAAAUUGGUAGCAUUGACUUUCGGACAAGAUUUGACAAGCCUUGGUAUGAAUUUGAAUUCCCCUGAAAACAUUUAUCCAACAUUUGCAGGUCCAUUUGAAAAUUCUCCACUGGAACCCCAUAACAUUGAAUUUGAUGUACCUUCAGAAUAUAAGAUUCAUCACAAAAUCAAGGAUAAGUUAGCUCCAAUUAAGUUUUCCGAGUAUAAGGAAGAUUUAUUGUUCUAUCUUUUUUAUACUCAUUUUGGUGAUGGAAUACAGAUGGCUGUUGCUAGUGAAUUGCGUACACGAGGUUGGCGUUAUCAUACAGGACAACAUAUAUGGAUCACUCUUGUUUCUGGAUCAAGUAAUUCUGAUAUGGAUGGUAAAUUUCAACGUGGCACAUUUUAUGUAUUUGAUGUGCUAUCGUGGCGCAAAGUACCAAGAGAACUAAUGCUUGACCACACUAUGUUAGAUGGAUGUGUUGCAAAUGCUUCUUUCAUAAUCCCUGAUACAUCUAACUAGAUAAGUUUGGUCAUACUUAAUGAACAUAUUCAUUACGAAAAAGUCAAUUAAUCAUUACUAUCAUUUACUCCCAUAACCUUGCACAAAAUCCAUCCAAAAUGUUAAAAUGUUUGUUUAUUUCAUAAUCUUUUAAAAUAUAAAAUCCAUGUACUUUCUACAUAGAUUUUAUGUAAAUUGCGUGACGAAAUGCUAAUAAAUAAUAACUGUCAUUCCAUAAUAACUCAAUUUGUGCUAUAUCAACACUAGGUACUUGAAUAUAUUUAAUUACUAUUUUUUGAGAAAAAUAUUGUUUUAUAAUAUAACUUCAAUAAAUGUUUAUGCUG
Messenger RNA from Myzus persicae (green peach aphid), 2177 nucleotides. RefSeq names its product CCR4-NOT transcription complex subunit 2-like. The coding region runs from base 85 to 1854 and encodes 589 amino acids. Gene Ontology annotation, cellular component: CCR4-NOT core complex; P-body. The record is from RefSeq and is a predicted model, not a curated record. Gene Ontology annotation, biological process: regulation of DNA-templated transcription; regulation of stem cell population maintenance; nuclear-transcribed mRNA poly(A) tail shortening. NCBI's taxonomy places the organism in Eukaryota, Metazoa, Arthropoda, Insecta, Hemiptera, Aphididae. The transcript is spliced from 6 exons.